AUGAUCAUCACAGACCUUCAUUCCGAUUUGAUUUUUCAUGUGUUGAGCUAUUUAGAGGGUCGAGAGGUUCUGAAUGUUAGACAAUGCUCUCACUUAUUUUAUGAUUGUUAUAUGGAUCACCGCAAACAAAUUUGGAGAAAUUUAUUGCGGCAUGUAUUUCCAACAUUUUUCGAAAAGGUGAAAGAUUAUUUAGAAUUAUCAUUUGACAGCAGUUUCCGAUCAAAGGAAAAUAUCGAAUGUGCUUCACUACUCUUAGAGUCUACGGAAAGAAAAGAACCUACAUGGAUUGAUUAUUUUGAUUUGUAUUUUAAAGCCUUGUUGCAUUCCGAAUUGAAGGGCAAUUUCACGUUGAAUGUACUGAACCCACUGAAGGUCGCGGAUGGCCUUUCAGAAAAAGGAAUUCCCAAUUCUCCAUCUACACGUGGCAAUAACCAACCAUUGCAAUCAAAUUCAUCUUCCACUCUGGAUUUUAUGAAUCAAAUUCUUCCUGUAUCGUAUAGCUGUUUCAUGAAAAAGUUUAGAAAUCUUGAAGGAUAUUUGCCUAACAACAAUGUUCUUUCGAGACUUACGGUAGAGGAGAGGAGUGUGCUGGACGCCAUGACCAAUAAGAAGAAGUAUUUACUUUUUUCUCGAUUUAACGAUCCAACUUUUUCAUUAGUGGAUGUGGAGAAUAGACAAAUUGUGAAAAAGUUCACAGGUCACAAAGGCACAGUGCUCGACAUCAAAUGCUUAUUCAUGGAUCCAUUUAAUUUAAAGUCAAAGAAUGUUGGUUCUGGAACAUUCUAUCUCAACACUACCUCUUCAUCAUUUAACAAUAGAAUAAUAUCCGCGUCCAGUGAUCAAACAAUCAAGAUAUGGAACUUUACAACAGGAAAUCUUAUUGAAAGUUUAACUGAACAUAAGGGAAGUGUGGUAUCCAUUGAGAGUAUGAGUGAAAAUAUUGUGACAAGUGCAUCACAUGAUUUGAGCAUCAAAUUUUGGGAUAUUAAUGUAGGAAAAUGUAUCUACACAUUAUCUGACGUUCACGAAAGACUACUCUACAAGAUUCAAUACAAUCCUUGGAAUCAUCUUCUAUCCUCAUGUGGUAAAGAUGGAAAGGUUAAGAUAUUUGAUGCUCGUGCUGUUGCACAUUCUCAGAAACCAAUCAAAGUUUUGGAACAUAAGAAAGAUGGAAAUGACGAGCUGCUAUCUGUGUACUCUAUUGCCAUGAACUCUCACAGUAUUUCUUGUGGUGGAAAAGAUGGUCUUUUUACCAUUUUUGACCUGCGCAAGUUGAGCCAACCACUCCUUAAACAAUCAUACACAUCGCCGGUGGACAGAAUUUAUUGUGAUGAACUUAAGGUCACUCUUUUUGAAGCUUUCUCGUGUAAGGUCAUUGAUUUAUUGACAUUACAGGAGAAGACAAUUAAUGAACUCGAAAAUAGACAAGCCACAUAUUGUGUAUCCUUAGGCAGUGAGCUAUUUAUUGACUAUGGAACAAUGGUAACUCAGAUCGAUAAUCAAGAUCUUUGUCUUGUUGACUUUCACUGA
Molecule: messenger RNA, 1530 nt
Organism: Naegleria fowleri
Lineage: Eukaryota; Heterolobosea; Eutetramitea; Acrasida; Naegleriidae
Exons: 1
Coding region: 1-1530 (509 amino acids)
Biological process (GO): mRNA splicing, via spliceosome
Cellular component (GO): catalytic step 2 spliceosome
Molecular function (GO): protein binding
Source: RefSeq, a predicted model, not a curated record